AUGGCCCGACCAACUCAUCUAUUGACUACAAGUUUCCUCUAUCCUACUGGUAACACUCCAGCAGUGUGUCUUACACAUUCUCUUCCUCCAGAUCAGGAUGUGUCUCUGCUUCUUCUUGGAUGCGGUGAUGUCCGCAAUGUGCUUUUCACAGCAUACUCGGAUCUAGGCUCUGGAAAUCGAAAGGUAGAUGUUACCUGCUGUGAUUUAGAAGCAGAGAUCAUAGCCCGCAAUAUGCUACUGUACACUCUCAUCCUUGAUGAUCUAAACAACGAGAACGUUAAACAUAUUUGGAAUAUCUACAAUGAUGUCCUGAUCAAUACCACUGCACUCGGGCUAUUGCAAGCUCAAGCAAAGAAACUAGUUGAGAAUACCCAUAAUAUUGCAGACUGGAAUAACGGCAAAUAUGGCAAAAUACUUCGGUUCUGCACAAAUGCUAGCUUUCUCCAAGUUAUGCAUUUGUGGAGAUUUUAUGCAUUAGACCCUUCAGAUGAACAAGCGUUCAAACAUCAACAGAGAGAGCUCAAGUUAGCAACUCAGAAAGCAAAAGAACUGCAGAGCCAAAUUAUAGGGGAAUCUAUGGUUGGCACUGGCUGGCGCUCUGCCGCGCCCUGCAACUUUAGAGAAGCCGAAGAAUGCUCCAAGUUCUAUGAACAGUUUUGGAAAGAAGGAACUACCAUACCAAAUGUGAAGUCUACAGCCAAGGCACUCUAUAUGAACCCAAUGUUUGGAACACAAAAUAAACGCAAAGUACUUCAUUACGGUACUCAGCCAUUACUAGGAUAUCAUCUUGCCACCGCAUACACGCCCAUAACUGAAGGUUCACCUUUGAAUUAUGUUUCGGAUGACUUAGGAGAUGCGCCCACCGCGGUGAGGGCAGCGUUUGCCCAGUUUUGUGCCUAUGCAAAAGCAUUUCGCACUGUUUCUACGCAGUGGGUAGUUCGUUUUGUCUGCGCUGAUGCUCUUGUGUUUUGUCAUACGCUUCAGGGCCUAGGGGUUUAUGGGAUGGAGAUUCGUCCGGAGCAGUAUUGUCAUAAUUGGUCCUUUGAGCCCUUUAUCCUAGACUCGCAUGAAUAUUCUGAUCAACGAGGCGGAGCUCCAACAUCCUUCGACUUGAUUGAUACAUCAAACUUGGUAGAUCAUCUGGGAGCUCUAAACGUUUUAACUGCGGCGAGUCCAUUGCUGAAGCCAAAACCCACGUCGACAAUAUGCACAGAACUAUUAGUUCUUCGCCAUAAAAAUACAGAUCAAUACGUUAAAUCUCUAUUGUCAGGGGAUAUGAUAACUAUUGGCUUGUUAUUUAAGCUCACCCCGCUUCAGUAUUGGACCGGCGCAAGUGUGUCAUCAAAUCUCACUGAGAGAAUCCUCGGUGAUGAGACUGGGAGCCAAGCCCGCUAUAUCGUGCGAUGGACCAGGGUGGUUGCAGACCCUAUUACCCUAGAGCCAAAGCAGCUGUCUAGGCUCAUAUACCAAAUGUACCUCUCUAUUUUCAAGGAUGAGAAUCCCAUGAACCUCCUGAAAUUGAAUGAGGAAAGAACCUUGCGGGUUGAAUAUACAACCUACACGAGGGCCAGUUUCUGUUUCAUUUUGGAAUUGAUGCAAAAAUCGAACAUCGUCGAUUGGCCAGCUUUCAUCAGCGCAUGUUGUGAUUUGAUAACCGAAGACUCUAAUCUUCUUAUGGGCGCUCAUUAUCUUCAGGGGUUCUAUUUGCAUCUUUAUCUUUCAGGUUUGCAUACAAUGCCAAACUUUGCACCGGAUUUGGGUGGAAGAAUUGUUGAAUUACCGAAUAGUCCAUUUAAGGGAUGGACUACUAUUCCUCCGAUAUUAUCUAUUACACUGGUAAUCCCUCGUGAGAAGCUUGCAUUAUUCGGGGACUCGCCUGUGCAGAAAUAUGGAACACCAGCUUGCCACAUUAUGUUGGAGCUCCAAGGUGGACAGAGCAUUUUCCCAGAUGUUCAGCUGAGUUUUGGGAGAAUACAAACAUCGGGCAUGAAAUUCACGGAAAACUACGCCCUUAAAGUUAGUGUUGAUGAGGGAGGAUGGGACGGUACUUCGCCCCUAAUUGCUUCUGUGAUGGUUCCUACAUCAGUGAUCCUUUUAACCCCAUCUUUGGCAACUGAGGUUUCAUUUGGGCUGAAAACAACUCCCGUGACUCUCAAGUUAUUAAAAGACUUAGGAAUGAACCUGAAGAUUCAUGAAUCAACAGUUCGUGGUAGCGAUGUUUUUAUAACCAAGCAUCGCCCGAAUAUGACUGGAGAUAUUCCACUGAGGAGCAGAGAGGUGUCUAUAAACCCACCAAAUCUUCCUGGAUGUAUGGAAGGAACAGACCUGAAAUUCCAUGUGCUGCUUGAUCCUGAAAAUUCAAAGGCCAUAUCACUCACUAGUAGGGUCGACAUCACACGCCCAAGUUACCAGGAUAUACUACGGAAGGGUGCCGAAGUCCUUGUGGAACAAAGUUCUCCAUACAAAAUCACAAUCAGGCUCCGAGGAGAACAUUUUCACCUGAAUAUUAAUCUGCCGCUCCCUAUCCAAAUGGUGAAUACCAAAACUAGGGUCGCUCGAAAAUCGUCCUACAUUGAAUUCAUUGCGCCAAUAGCCUCGCCCGGAUCUCUUGCACGACACACUGAUAAUGUGUUUCCGAUUGAAGUCUAUGAAAAUAUUCCCAUAUUGCGAAAUUUGGAUUACACUGCACUGGACAGAUUGCCUAUCAUUGACCUGAGGAAUAAAUCGAAGCUAAUGUGGCUGAAGUUACUUUUAACAGAUAUGUUCUCUGCCAGGGAACUAGAUCUAAGAAAAAAGCACCUCACAUCGUCUGAUUGCAGAGAUGUACGAGUGAAUUUUAAGGAAUCUCUCAACACAUUAUUUGGCUACUUCAGCGGCGUCGGUGUCCAGUCCAGGUGUACAGUUUUUGGCCUUGACAAUGAAGCGUCUGGUGGAGUGAACGUACUGAUUUUUAUCUCCUGUUUGCGACUAGAGGCUUCGAAUCAGAGCGUUGUCCUUGACGGGGCGGUGGUUCCUCUGACCAUGGAACUCGUACCGAAGAUACGCUCAGCCCUUAGUGACUUGGUCGAAAGAGGUAUGAGGACAGUCCGUGUUGACGAUGAUGAGCUUCUCCUUUGGAAACAUACUUUGCCAGCUUUUGUUGAACGUUGCCGAACAUGGAAGCAUUUGCCGUCGUGUGAGUAUAGAUCCACCAGCAAGAUACCUCUUUCUAUCGGCUUCGCACAACCAGUUCUUUGCUCGUGCGGCCAAGGCAAAUUCCCUAGCGGCUAUGGAAUAAAUGACUGUCGGGGGUGGAAAGAUAUCAAAAAAUAUGCGGUUCGCGUCGCCAUAUCCCCUUGCUACUCCGUCCCGUUCGUGGAGGAAGGAUUCAUGCCCAGUAUGGCAAACAAGGAUACAACCACGCCAGGUAUUUCCUCGACGAUGAAAACGUUAGCUGUGAAGGAGGAGGCCUGCUCAAAUUGCGGAGGGACAAAACCUGGAAGUGGAACAAAGCUACUCAGGUGUAGUGGCUGCAAGGUCACAAAAUAUUGCUCAAAGGAAUGUCAGAGAGAGGAUUGGCGGCUAAAACAUAAACUUACUUGCAAAAUGCAGGCUCAACUGAACUGA
Molecule: messenger RNA, 3606 nt
Organism: Microsporum canis CBS 113480
Lineage: Eukaryota; Fungi; Ascomycota; Eurotiomycetes; Onygenales; Arthrodermataceae
Exons: 3
Coding region: 1-3606 (1201 amino acids)
Biological process (GO): regulation of transcription by RNA polymerase II
Cellular component (GO): nucleus
Molecular function (GO): DNA-binding transcription factor activity, RNA polymerase II-specific
Source: RefSeq, a predicted model, not a curated record